Drosophila busckii is the source of this 4156-nucleotide messenger RNA. RefSeq names its product phosphatidylinositide phosphatase SAC2 (gene sp3). Gene Ontology annotation, biological process: phosphatidylinositol dephosphorylation; regulation of endocytic recycling. The transcript is spliced from 12 exons. The record is from RefSeq and is a predicted model, not a curated record. Gene Ontology annotation, molecular function: phosphatidylinositol-4-phosphate phosphatase activity. Lineage: Eukaryota; Metazoa; Arthropoda; Insecta; Diptera; Drosophilidae. Bases 210 to 3614 code for a protein of 1134 amino acids. Gene Ontology annotation, cellular component: early endosome; clathrin-coated endocytic vesicle.
AUGAAUGGAAUGGAAUGGAAAAAGAACGAUGACGGUGAACUGAUUCAGUUCGCUCGCGAACGUCACUAAUCUGAAAAAAUAACAAACGCGAAUUGCAACACAAGUUUUAAUUUAAUUAAAAAAAUUGUUUUAAGCUAAAUUUUAGUGAGCAGAAUGUUGCAAAUUAUAUAGUUAACACGUAAAUACCCAGCCAGUGUCAGUGCCAGACUAUGGAGGUGUUUCAAACCGAUACGCAUUACAUUUUUGUAAAACGAGACAAAAGUCUCUGGUGGAAUCGCAAGACAUCGGAGUUUGCAAUAAAACCAGGAUGGGAUCUCAGCUCGGUGGAGGACAUAGAAUGUAUUGGUAUAACGCAUGGCAUUUUGGGCGUUAUAUCGCUGCCCAAUGUGUAUGAGCCGCAUCUGGUGAUUGUCAAAGAAGCCACAGCGAUCGGUGUGCUAUAUCCGCCACAUUUGGUUUACAAAGUGAAAUCCAUUUGCAUACUGAGCGCUGAGGAUCCAGACUCGGAGCUGCCCAACUGCACCAAGCAUACCAAAAGCAAUCAUUCCACGCCCACGCAUAGCAGCAGCAGCAAUGCCAACAAUAACAACAAUGGCACUGGCAAGAGCACCAAACUCAUUGAGGGCAUUGGCAAAACAUUUGGAGUUAUGAAAAGCGCUGGCAACAGCAUCAAAGCCACCACACAACAGGCAGUGAAUAUGGCCACAAAGCAGGUGAAGAACACUGUGGGCAAACGUGAGCCGCGGCAAAUUGAGGGACGCAUAACUGAGGAGCUGCAUAAGAUAUUCGAUGAUACGGAUAGUUUCUACUUUAGUUUCGACUGCGAUAUAACCAACAAUCUGCAGCGUCACGAGAUUAAAGCAACAGAUCCACAGCCGCAGCCAGAUGAGCGCUUCUUUUGGAAUAAGCAUAUGAUAAGAGAUAUACUUGAGCUCAAUGAUAAAACUUGGAUACUGCCCAUAAUACAAGGAUUUGUGCAAGUGGAGGCGUGUGUUAUAGGCAAUGAUUGCUUUACCUUGUCGCUGGUAUCGCGACGUUCACGUCAUCGUGCGGGCACGCGUUACAAGCGCCGUGGUGUGGAUGAGAAAGGCAACUGCGCUAAUUAUGUGGAAACAGAACAGAUUUUGUCCUUUCGCCAUCACCAGCUGUCGUUUACGCAAGUGCGUGGCUCUGUGCCAAUUUACUGGAGUCAGCCUGGCUAUAAGUAUCGACCACCAGCGCGUUUGGAUCGCGGUGUAGAGGAAACUCAGCAAGCGUUUGAGCUGCACUUUGCCAAGGAGUUGUCCAUUUAUGAGCGUGUGUGCAUUGUUAAUUUGGUAGAGCAGAGCGGCAAAGAGAAGCUCAUAGGCGAUACGUAUGCAGAGCAUGUUAUAAAGCUAAACAAUGAGCAUAUGAUAUAUGUAACAUUUGAUUUUCACGACUAUUGUCGCGGCAUGCGCUUUGAGAAUGUUUCAACUUUAAUCGAAGCCAUUGCACCUGAGGCUGGUGCCAUGGGCUUUCAUUGGCGUGAUCAGCGUGGCAUGAUUUGCAAUCAAAAGUCUGUUUUUCGUGUCAAUUGCAUGGAUUGCCUGGAUCGCACAAAUGUAGUGCAAACAGCCAUAGGCAAGGCGGUGCUGGAGUCGCAGCUGGUCAAAUUAGGACUUUCGCCGCCAUAUACGCCCAUGCCGGAGCAGCUGAAGUCACCGUUCAUGGUGCUGUGGGCGAACAAUGGCGAUAUUAUAAGCAGACAAUAUGCAGGCACCAAUGCCUUGAAGGGCGAUUAUACACGCACAGGCGAACGCAAGAUUAGCGGCAUGAUGAAGGACGGCAUGAACUCGGCCAAUCGCUUUCUCAUACAAAACUUUGCCGACUCGUUCCGUCAGUGCAUUAUCGAUCUGAUGCUGGGUGAGCUGCAUCAUGCCUCCGAACUGCAAGAGGAUGACGUUCUAGACACCAUACUCCAUAUACUUACACCCGAGACACGUCCACCAAUGCGUGGCUAUUACAAUGCUGGCGUUCUGGGACCCGAGCUAAAACUUAUUGAAUCCAUUGUGUUCAGCAGCUACUAUCUGGCACGUUUUAAGGAUUCAUAUCGGCAGGCUACCAUUGAUCUUAUGUUGGGCAAUCAAGUUUCUUCAGAAUCAUUAAGCGCUUUGGGCGGCGCAGCAACAGCGGAUGAGAAUGAUGGCGAAAGUGCGGAGCAUGCUAAAAUGUUGGUAGAGGAUUGUCGUCGUUUGCUCUUGAGCUCGGAGCAAUAUCCUGUGGGUGCUUGGGGACUAAUCGAUGCGGAUCCAAGCUCUGGCGAUGCUAGUGAAACCGAAGUGGACUCUAUACUUUUGCUUACGGACGAUUGUUAUAUUGUGGCCGAGUAUGAUUCGCAUUUGGACAAGAUUGUGCGCUUUGAGAAUGUGCAGCUGUCGCAGCUGCGUCUCAUCGAGCUGGGCAUGCAGCAGCAAACGCAAAUAUUCAAAGGCUCGGCUCCAGGACAUUUGUGCUUGCGUCUCAACUACUGCGUCGAUGGCCAAGAUGGUUACUUUCACAUGUUUCGUUCGGCCAAUUUGCGUUUCUUUAAUAAUGCCGCCUAUGUUAUAAAAUCAGCUGAGGAGCUAACUGAAUCGCUUACAUCGAUUGUGGAAAUGUUUCGCAUUGCUUUAGAAAAUGCUGGCAAUACGAAUGUGCGUUUUAUUACUGGCGGCAUGUUGCAGCGUCGCAAGAGCAAGCAGCCGUUGUUGGAUGUGCCCAAGGGCAUGCCGCGCAAUCUCUCGGAAACUCAACUGGUGCAGUUUAGCUCCAAAGCGCUUUCAAACGUAGCUGGUCAGUUCUCGAAGCUGGGUCAGACAUUUAAGAAGCCAACAGCGCAAGGCGUUGCAACAGCUGCGCUUAAUCCACAAGUCAUGCGACAGUCUGAGGAUGCUGGAUGCUUAGAUCUGGCGCAGGAGGCAGAGAAGGCCGUGUUCUCUGUGGGCGGCAGACAACGCGCUGGCAGCGACAGCAGCACAGAUACUGAAGAGCAUGACAAUAGUCUCUACGAACCGGAAGUGGAUUCGGAUGUGGAAAUUGCGAUUGAUCGUACUAACUACAAGGAGAACACGUUUCUGCCCUCCGUUGGCAUUGUUAUGAGCAAUCAGCUGGAGCAGCCCAAUGGCGCGCAGCAGCUGCAGCAGCUAGAGCAAAAGGAUAGCAUGUGCAAAACGGCAGAGGAUGUGUUCACUAUUUCGAUUACAACAGUUACGGAUAAUGUUGGCCUGCCCACGGGUCUGCUAGAGAACGCGCCGCCCGUGCGUCCCAUUACACCAAAUCCACAAAUAUGCGUGCAAGCCCAAGACGAGGCUGAGGAGGCUCAGGAACUUGUAAAGCCUGCAACCAGCUGUGAUGCACCAGAUUUCAAGCAGCCGGCAAACUUUGAUGCUCACAAAUUGAAGCAAUUAACCAGUCCGCUUUCCAAGCUGGCCAAGGGCAUGCAGAACAUUGGCUUAAACUUGGAUCCACGCAAAAUUGUUACCAAGAGCGGCGUGCUAGCACCCAACACUGGCUCAGCGGACAAUACACCGCCGGAACGUUGCCCAGGCUCAAGAGAUAUGUUGCUGGACAUGUGGAGUGCGGAGCAAUGCAAAACCAAACUUAUUGCGCUGUAAAUUGCAGCUUAACGUAGUGAUAACUAUUAAAUUAUAAUUAUUUAAACGCAGCAAAGUUACUCUAGGUGUUCUCCACAAGGCACUUCCAAUAUUUAGGCAUAACACUUAUACAAUAUAUACACGUUUGUUCUUGAACUGUACCACAAUAUUUGCAAUGUUUUGUGAUUGUUAAUAAUGUUUAAUUGUAGUGCGUUUUUUGCUCUGAAUGUAUGUAAAGUAGUAAAAGCAAUAUAAUAAUGUAAUGGCGCUAACAAUAUAUUUAUGCAUAUGCUUAUGAACAGUUAUACGUAUUUAUACACAAACAGCAACAAACAAAAGACUUGACAUAUUUACAUAAAUAAUCUUAACAAGAAAACACUGCGAAUUGCGUAAAAAAUUCCAUUUAAUUGAACGAAAAGUUUUGAAAGUUUAUGUAGCAUAUAAAAAUCAAUGAAAUAUUGCGCAGUCAACGAAUAUACAAUUGAUCAAUUAUGUAGCUGUAGUAUAUAUAGAAUUAUAUUAUAUGUGCCACCGAUUAACUGCAAAUUAUUAUAUAUGUAUGU